Messenger RNA from Nematocida homosporus, 525 nucleotides. RefSeq lists its product as uncharacterized. The record is from RefSeq and is a predicted model, not a curated record. The transcript has a single exon. NCBI's taxonomy places the organism in Eukaryota, Fungi, Microsporidia. Bases 1 to 525 code for a protein of 174 amino acids.
AUGUCCGAGCCAACUCCAGCCCCAACCACGAACACAUCAUCUAAUACAGACAGCACAACAGAUGCAACAAAUGCAGCAAAUGCAACAAAUGCAGCAAACACAUCUAAUAGUUCACAUGACUCCACCCAACCCAACACCAACACAACCCCACCUCAAUCAAACACCAACUCAUCUCACCCCACCACAACCCCAUCUCAACCCAACACCAACCCAUCUGAAUCUCUUCAAGCCAUCAACAAUGCCAUCACUCGCAACGAACAAUUUGACCAUCUCCAGGACAUUCAAGCCACCCUCCAAACACUCCUCCAAAAACACGGCAAAGAGAAUCUCCCCGGUCUAGAUACCAUCCAAACUUCCCUUACCCAACUUACUGACCAAAUCAAAGCUGCCGACCAACCAGUCCAAGUCUCCCCCCAUUUCCUCCAGCGCAUGCAAACUUUCGCCAGUCUCCCACAACUCCAAGCCGACCUCAAAUCCUCCCCACCCCGUCCCCGCCACAACCGCACUCUCUUCGACUUCGUCUAA